AUGGACCGCAGCCCUGCUGCUCUUCUUAAUAACCAGAAAGAUUCAAUGCCACAUAAUGCUGUCGACUACUCGGCCAUAGCAAAUCCUCCUUCCGAUUCGACGUAUCAGCAGCAGCAGCAGCAGCAGCAGCAAGCUCAUCUUCACCACCACAACCACCUCCAGCAUUCUCACCAACUAUUACAUUCUCAAAACCACAACUAUCAUCAACAACAGCAGCAGCAGCAGCAGCAGCAGUCUCAUCAUCAUCUCCAGUCUAGAGCUUCCUCAAGUCUCCUGGGCCCUCAUCAAAAGCAGUCUAAGGACGAUCUGCCGGCUGAAUCCUCUUCUAUUUCUGCUCCCACAUCUUCCACUCCUUCUUCUUCUAGCUUAUCUCAGUCGUUUAUGGACCCCCUCCCAGACGCCACAUUUGUAGCUGUUCAAUCUGCUGCAGUAGCUGCUGCUGCUGCAGGUGUAUCUGAUUUGAUGAUGAACUCUGUUUCUUCAAAAGACCAUGCGUUGUACACAACUGGAGCUCCUUCACAGGUCCCAGAUUAUGCAACCAUAUCGGCUCAGUCAUCCUCGUCUCAUUCUGCUCAUCAAACUCGCCAGAGCACUCCAACUACCAGAGACGCAAUCUCUGAUCCUAACGAUUACUAUGUUUCUGUUGCUCAGCAGCAACUCCAGCAAAUGGCAAAUGACUCUCCUAUUCAGCAGCUUGCUGCACAGUCUUUGCGACAGCACCAGCAACAACAGCAGCAGCAGAUUUCGGGUUCCCAGCCCAUGUCAUACCAUAAUCAUCAACAGCAGCAGCAGCAGCAGCAACAACAACAACAACAACAAACUCGACCGACUCAGCUUCCUUCUAUACCACUGUCUUCAUCUUCUCAGCCUUCCCAACAGCAACAAACUUCAGUAACAUCUCUUUCUCAAACUACAUCUCCUCAACUGCAGUCUGGUCAGCGCCACCACCAAGCAAUUGGAAUGGGUCAUCCCCCCAUGACAAUGGUUGUCCAGGAAAACAACGGUGUUGAAUCUAAUUCCAAAGGCUCUUCUCAGACUACUCUUCACAGAUUGCCCCAAUCCCAGCAUUCUAAAUCUGCACAGCAGCAGGAUUCACGGCAUUCUCUUUACUCAAGGCAUUCGGUGGCGAGAACUAUCACUGACCAACAACAACAACAGCAGCAGCAGCAGCAGCAGCAACAACAACAACAACAACAGCAACAACAGCAACAACAGCAACAACAAGCUGUUGAUGCUCUAACUUUUCAUCAGCAUCCUCAAUACCAACAAUUCCAAAUCAAAAAGGAAUUCCCCUCACCACAACAGCAUUUACAACAAAUCCAGCAACAGCACCAGCAACAAAUGUUACCACCCCCAUCUCAUACAGGUUCUUCCGUAAUCCCUCUUCAGGCAUCUAAUGCACCCUUUCAAGGCAUGGAAAUCAUUACAGGAGGCCCUGUCCAAUACUCGCAUAUGAUUCAAACUGGCACCAAUCCAGCAGCCAAUACCCAUACCCCAUCCGUAAGGCAUUCCAUGGAAGGACUUACAGACCCCACUUCUAUGGACACCGUCGCUGCAGUUGCAGCUGCUGCUGCUGCUGCUGCAUCUCUUAAUUCAGAGAUUGGUGCCGGUCGUGCUCCCCCGGCUCAGGCUUUGGGGCAGCAAUCCAACAUUCGAUACUUGGGCAAUGGGAAUCAGGCAUUCAUACCUCAGCCCUUGUCCCAGUCUCAAACCCGGACUCAAACCCUUCCACCCCCAAGCGUUGAUUCAAUUAAUAGAAAGCGAAAAGCUAGCGACUUGAGCGAGUUUCAUCAGGUCUCUCUUAGCCGAUCUGCCAGCGUGGCUGAUAGAAUGAACCAUGGUCGGCCAGACAUGUCCACUCAUGUGCAACAGCUUCAGCAGCAGCUCCCCUCUGCGUCACAUUUGCAGCAGCAACAGCAAUUGCAACAACAAUUACAACAACCAUUACCAUCUUCUUCUAGCUCCUCUCAUACAUCUCGCAACAGCCAGCAGCAGCAGCAACCUCACGUAGAGCAUUCAGAACCUGAUACAACCAUGGAAGAGCUUGCUAGUAGACUUCGUAAAGCAGAACAGGGUGCUCAAGCCGAAAAAACUCGCCAGGCUUUUGCCAUGUUGUGGCUUCACAAAAACUGUGAGCUUGCAGAAGAUGCCGCCGUUCCUCGCAAUCGCAUUUAUGCGCGGUACGUCGACAUUUGCACUCCUCAUAAUAUCCGACCUUUAAACCCUGCUUCCUUUGGUAAGCUGGUUCGCGCUGCUUACCCUGGAAUUAAAACCCGACGUUUAGGUGUUCGCGGCCAAAGCAAGUAUCAUUACUGUGGCUUCCGCCUAAUUGGCGAUCAAAACAAUGCUUCUGGAAGUACUCCAACUGGCACCCCAGGAAGAUUUGUAAAUAGUCCUGACAGCAUUGGUACAUUUAAACAAUCAUUGGAUGGAACUCCUCUUUCACAAAAUGGGUAUGGCGGCUCUGCAUUUUCUACCCCCAGCCAAAAUCGCAUGUCGCGGGCCUCAAGUCACUCCAUUUCAGAGUAUGACGCAGCUCGCAUUUCGGACCGCGGUUUAGAUACCUUCAACCCUAUAAAUCUUAAUGGAAAUUUGGACUUUGGUCUCCCGGAGCUUCGCUUUCAAGGUGUGCAUAUUGACCUAAAUGAGUUCCCACCAAACCAAAAUUCAUUUACAAUUCCUGGGAUUGAAAAAUACCUUCCUCUUGGUUCUGACCGUGAUAUUGUGAUGACUCUUCAUGGGCUCUACUUUGCCCAUUGUCGUUCUCUCAUUGAUUCACUUCGCUCCAUGAAUAUCAAGAAAUUUCUCCAUUGUCUAUCAACUUUUGUUAGUGGGUUGACUUCACCAGUCAAAAAACUCCUUAAAAUGGAAAAUAUCGGUAUUUGGGCUCAAAAAUGCGACUGGGCCAUGUAUAAGGAAAUGGUCCGAAUUAUCAGUCCUCUUGCAAUUAAAGAUAUAUCAUCAGAUGUUUUGGAAGCCUUAAGAUCACUGGGUCAAACUCUUGUGAGCACUUUGGAAUCCUCGCUUAGUGACAUGUCUGAACGUUUUAUUAGCGUCAAGCUUCGUCCUGCACAAGCUUUCACAAAUAUUAUUGAUCGACUUGUGCGUACCAAUGAAACAGGAAUCCAAGCUGAUAAAAUUCUUAAGGAUGUGCAUGAGAUUCGCAAAAUGCGAGAUGACUGGAGUCAUCUUGAUGCCCGCUCAAUUGUCAUGCGAGAAGUUCCUUGCGGCGGCCUUGAUGUUCAACGGAUUAUUCGUGAUGAUGUUAUCAGACUUCUUACAGAGAGCGAGCAUUGCGCACUUGAGGAGGCUCAAAAUGUCAACAACCCUAACUCUGACUCGUCUAAGUCUAGAAGCAACUUGCACAAAUGGGCACACUUUUUAUCAGCACUUCCAUUACAGUUUCCCAAUGUUUCUGCCCGUUUAUUUUUGCUGUGCAUGAGCACGCUAGUGACAGCAUCGCUACGUCAAAUUUCGCUUGAUGGAGGGACCGGCUUUGGUGCUUGGUGGAUUGUGCGAUGUUGGAUCGACGAAUGGAUGGGCUGGUCGGCAGAAAUGGGCGGCUUUUUAGCAAUAGAUGAACUUAAAGAAGCUGUCAAUUUCCCAGAAGUGUCCCCAACUACCACGGCAACUUCAGUUGGUGGCAACAUGAGUGGAGCAACUGCAUCAACUCCUCUCUCUGUUACCUCGUCUUCAUCUUCUGCGGUUGCCGCUGCCGCUGCAGCUGCUGCAGCUGCUGCUAUGGCAGUGGCAAAUUCCGGAGUGCCAUCUAUACCUGACAACUCUCUUGCUGAACAUCAAUCUCAGGAAGACAGUUAUCGUGUUUCUACUCUUAUGCAUGGCACCAAAUUGCCACAUCAGCCAAAGCAACAAGAUGAAAAUUCUUACCAGAACCCUGGAGUAUUUGUUGAAAUGAAUCACAAUGCAUCCAUGUCUAUUCUUAAUACCGAAAAGGCACAAUCCGAGCACCUACAAAAGCAUGACGCAGAAAAUAAACAACUUGCUUGUUUGGUCAAGUCCGAGCCUUCUGAUGAUACCUAUGGUCCUAACCUUAACACUACAAGCAACGGUGGAAAUACCAAUUCAAAUCUUGGUACAAAUGAGCCCUCGUUGGUAAAUGAACCCAUAAAAGCUGUUCAACAUUCCGCCUCGCCGCAAAUGGCAGCAGGACCGUCAGAGCAGCAAGGUGAAGAGCAAACUGCAUCGUCAGUGAUUGCUGCAGCUGCUGCAGCUGCCGCUGUUGCUGCAGUGGCUGCCGGUAACAGACCAUCUUCCAGUCCUACUGCAUCAUUUGAAGACAUGGACUCUGGAGAGCAAACCAUCCAGCAAAUCAGCGAUGUACUAAAAUCUGCAGUCCUUGAUGAGACUGUAGACCAAACAGGUUUUAUUGACGUUGAUAAUCAUCAAACUCCUGUCGUUGUCGGAUCUGUUCAGCAGCAAGAGGAGAAGCAACAACAAGAUGUUGAUGGUAUGUGUCCUCCAAACAUCAGUGCCACUGUCAGCAGCGGCAGCGAUGGAAUUAAUACCGGCGAUGGCAUUAGUACCAGCGACAGCAAUAGCCAUGGUAGUGCAACAAGCACUGAACCUACUAGUGGUGAUGUGUAUUCUGCCGGACUUACGACUGCAGGCUCGGGAUCUGCUAGCAUUUCUGGCUCUAGUGGAUCUAAUGGAUCUGGCGGAUCUGGCGAGUUAAAGUGUGAUGAUAAAAAUGAUGGUAUGCAAUUUGAAGCAUUCAAUUUAACAACACCGCCAAUCACCGUUCAGCCCGCUCAACAGGAGUGA
Messenger RNA from Magnusiomyces paraingens, 4782 nucleotides. RefSeq lists its product as uncharacterized. The transcript is spliced from 3 exons. Gene Ontology annotation, molecular function: RNA polymerase II cis-regulatory region sequence-specific DNA binding; DNA-binding transcription factor activity, RNA polymerase II-specific. NCBI's taxonomy places the organism in Eukaryota, Fungi, Ascomycota, Dipodascomycetes, Dipodascales, Dipodascaceae. The coding region runs from base 1 to 4782 and encodes 1593 amino acids. Gene Ontology annotation, biological process: regulation of transcription by RNA polymerase II. The record is from RefSeq and is a predicted model, not a curated record.